AGUCCAUCUUGCUAUACUAAAUUUCCAAUGAAGAUACGUCUGAUGUUGCUUGGUUCCGGCUACUCCAAUUGUGUCUUAGUGUGUUUGAAAAAUUGGAAGUUUACUGAGAAAAGUGCAUAAUAUGGUACGAGGUGGCCGAGGUGGAAUGAUUAGAGGAGGUAGAGGUGGUAUGGGACGUGGGAUGGGAUUCCCCAGGAAACAGUUUCUUCCACGUCAUCCGUUUGAUUAUACAUUAUGUGAAGCUGCGUUCCCACGUGUUAAACCAGCACCAGACGAGUCAGACUUCCAAAUGGCACUUUUAAAAAAGAAUACAGACAUGUGUCCUACGCCAAAGGAACAAACUUCCAUUUUAAAUUUAGUGACUAAACUACAAACUGUACUUGAUAAUUUAAUAGUCGCUCCAGGCAGUUUUGAAGCUUGCCAAUUAGAGGAAGUGAGACAAGUAGGUAGCUUUAAAAAGGGAACAAUGAUCAAGGGUCACAAUGUAGCUGAUAUUGUUGUGAUUCUUAAAACAUUACCUACCAAAACGGCAGUAGAAGCGCUUGGUACGAAAGUUAACAACGACCUGAAGAGCGUAAAUCCCAAAGAAAUUUUUAGACUUACUCACACAGAGCGCGGCUUUGAUAUUGCUAACAAUGAAGCAACAGUGCGUGUAUUGAUCACUACUCUACAUCAAAACUUGAGAAAAUUAGAGUCGGAUCAACAUCUAGAUGUAAAGAUAUGCCAAGGUCAUCUUGCUGCGAUCAGACAUUCUCGGUGGUUUGAAGAAAAUGCUCAUCAUUCCAGUAUAAAAGUUCUAAUAAGAUUACUUAGGGAUUUGAGAAGUAGAUUUGAAGGUCUGGAGCCAUUAUCUCCUUGGAUGUUAGAUUUAUUGGCUCACAACGCUAUAAUGAAUAAUCCGAGUAGACAGGCACUUCCAAUAAAUCAAGCAUAUAAACGAGUACUUCAAUUACUUGCUUCUGGACUUUUCCUUCCUGGUUCGGCUGGUAUUUCAGAUCCAUGCGAGGGAGGUAAUAUACGCGUACACACAGCUAUGACAUUGGAACAGCAAGAUUUGGUAUGUCUCACAGCUCAGACAUUAUUACGCGUAUUGGCUCAUGGAGGCUAUAGACCAUUGCUCGAGGGUACCAAUAAACUUGCUGUAGAGAUGAGUGUAUGGGCAGGUGGUGUAGUUGCUAGUCCUUUGGACAAAGCAUAUGAACCACCUACAGAACAAGAACAACAAGAGGACAUGGAAGAAAGCAAUGAAGAAAUGAUAACAGAGAGUGCUUAACUUUUUAUUCAAUUUAGUUAUGUUUUCAUUCAGUGCUCUUCUUACUAUGGGGUAAGAAUUCUGUACUAUUUUCUAUGAUUUAACCUUGAUUAUCCAAUACAAAAGUCAAUGUAUUCAGUAUUGUAUACGAAUUCCAAGUAUGUAUGAUUUUUUAUUAAUGACAACGUAACUAGUAUUGAUGUUUUCACGUGAUCAAACUGUGUGUGGAAUUGUACAUGACACCUCGAAUAAAACUCGAAUUACGUGUAUCUAUU
Frieseomelitta varia is the source of this 1527-nucleotide messenger RNA. Its product is annotated as interleukin enhancer-binding factor 2. The transcript is spliced from 4 exons. Bases 122 to 1273 code for a protein of 383 amino acids. NCBI's taxonomy places the organism in Eukaryota, Metazoa, Arthropoda, Insecta, Hymenoptera, Apidae. The record is from RefSeq and is a predicted model, not a curated record.